This is a messenger RNA of Effrenium voratum, 1521 nucleotides long. Lineage: Eukaryota; Dinophyceae; Suessiales; Symbiodiniaceae. The record is from the annotation of a GenBank genome assembly.
AUGUCUGAGAUGGCGCGCUGGCUGUUUCUUUGCUGCAGCCUUCCUUGCGUAGCUCACAAGGUGGCGGUGGUAGGCGCGGGCAUCAACGGGGGCUCCGCUGUGCACUUCCUGCGGCAACUCACCGAUGAUGAGCUUGUUCUCUAUGAGGCGGAGCGAGAGGUGGGCGGCCGCACCUACACGCAGCGCUUCGCCAACGUCACGGUGGACGUGGGCGGCACAGCCAUCUACUCCAAGAACCGAUACAUGGCCGGCUUCGCCAAGUCUUUCGGUCUGCAGCCAUCGGCGGAUGAUGACCUCAACUCGCUGAUCGGAAUCUGGGACGGACAAAGCAUGCGCACGGAGUUGAACAUGGACAGCAUGGCCAUGUCGGCUUUGAAGCUGCUCUUCCGCUAUGGCCUGAGCCCCCUGCGUGUGAUUCCGGUGGUGAGGGAGGCCGUGGGCCACUUUGAUGGCAUCUACGACCUGCAAGGCGCCGGCCAAAGCUUUGAGACUCCUGCGGAGCUCCUGAGGGCGCUGCGGGUCUUCAACCUCACCCAGACCUCCGCCUACGACUUCCUGGCGGGCCUAGGUGUGGAUGACCGCUUUGUUCGGGAGCUCGUGGAUGGUGCCUCGCGCUGCAACUACAACCAGCCGGGCACCUUGAACGCCUUCGCGGAGCUCAUUUCCCUGGCCGGGGCCGGCGUGGGCGGCCACGUGUUCUCGCUGGCCAACGGCACCCAGGCCGUGGCCCGCGGCCUGGCGCGCUCGGCGUCGCGGCAGCUCUUGGGCGAGCGGGUGACCGAGGUCCAGGAGUCCAACGGCGGCUAUGUGGUGAUUUCUGAGGGCAAAGGAGGCAUCCGCAGGGAGCAGUUUGAUGGCGUGAUCUUGGCUACGCCUUUGGAGCUGACUAAGAUCCGGCUGCCGGCCUCCGCUAAGCAGUUGGGUCGCGGCAGGGAGUACCAGACAACUUAUACUACCUUCGUGCACGGCAUGCUCAACAAGACUUACUUUGGCCUGGAGACAUCCGUUGCUGAGAUCCCUUCGGACAUCUUUACCACGGAAUCUUCCACUUCACCUUUUUCAUCCUAUGGCGUUCACAAAAUCUUGGCGGACGGCUCAGUUGUGGUUAAGCUCUUCUCGCGGACUCAGCUGACCGAUGAGCAGCUGCACGCACUCUUUCCCAAGGUCUUUGAGGUGUAUCGCUACACGUGGAAAGCCUACCCUAAGCUGCAGCCUUUGCCACUAGAGCAGUGGGCGAGCUUCAGGCUGGGCCGGGGCCUCAUCUACACCUCCUGGCUGGAGACCAGCGCAUCCGCCAUGGAGGUGGCAGCCAUCGCUGGCCGCAACGGCGCGCUGCUGAUGCGCGAGGCCCUCCAGGCGAAGACCGCGCGGACCGCACGGUCUACGCGUGAGAGAAAAGAGUUCCGCGGCUUCGCACGGGGCUCGCCUCGACAGGUUCACAACAAGCCUCUGCUCAUUGAGCAAGCCUACGACUAUGGCCGGGUCUUUAAGAAGGCGACCCAUCUUGGUCCUGUACAAUAA